Messenger RNA from Cladocopium goreaui, 2337 nucleotides. NCBI's taxonomy places the organism in Eukaryota, Dinophyceae, Suessiales, Symbiodiniaceae. The record is from the annotation of a GenBank genome assembly.
AUGAUCGAGUCUGGCAGCACAACUCCGGUGCUGAUCUCUUGUGGCAAGGAGUUUGACCGCGCAAUUGCGGAUUUUGUGGAGUCCAACGCCUACAACAGAGUGCGCGCUGGCAGAACGGUUGCAGCUUCAUUUGGCCUUUCUACAAGGACCACUUGGCUUGUGAAUGUACUGAAGUUUGGGGAUCCUCACCAUGACGCCUCGCUUCGAGGCCAUGUGGGUUGCCACCCUGAGAUCUUGAAAGGUUUCUUUGCCACUACUGAGAGCCAAUCCGCUAUGGUUGAGAUGCUGCGUAUCUUGGUGGAGACAAAGGACAAUGUCGGCAUGGUGGUUUACUGCAACAAGAACCGACACCGCUCUGUUGGAGUGAGUUGGAUGCUUGCUUCAGCAUAUGGAGUGAUCACAGGGGAUGAGAUCAGUGUGACUCAUGCCAAUGCAGCUGUGUCAUGGUCUCAGAUGUCUGGGAGUUGCAAGGGUGAAUGCAUGGAAUGCCGCCAUGAGUCUGCUGCAGUUCGAGAAGCAGCCAACGUUUGCGUCCAAGCACUGGCUGACUCGUACCUGAAUGAGAAACCAGAUGAAGCUACACUGGCCAGAGUGCGCAAGGAAAUCUUCGAAGUGAGGCCAGUGCCAACGAGCAAGGUCACCCAGCGACUUGGCUCAUACGGAGCACCAGUGUUGAAGAGAAGCAAGGCCGAAGACAAGCAGACCUCAAAGGCUGCAUCACCAAGCACCAAGAUGAUGCCGAUCAAGGCACCGACUCCCACAAGGACGGUGACCACAAGAGCUGCGCCGGCCGAGUUCAAGCAGCUGCCACCGCAGCCUCCUCCUCCGCCGCCGCGAGAGGAGAGAAAAGAGGCGAUUGCGAUCCGGUCUAGGACACCAACUCGCCGUGCAGCACCUGGCUCAGCACGAGACCGAUUGGCUCCAAACUAUCCUUGGCCGGGCUAUGCUUCGUCGAGGGCUUCGAGCACCAGUCAUCGGGAGGAAGAGCCAUCCCCGUCGAAUGAGUUACUUGAAAUUAUGAAGGCGAUGCAGAAGCAGUUGGACGAGCUGAAGAAGGAGAAGGGAGAGGCGACGCACCGACGUCGGCGACGUUCGCCAUUCGCGCGGGCGAUGUCGACGAUCAAGAACCAGAAGCGAUUCGCGCGACUCAAGGAGGCCAAGAACACCCUCACCAGCACCACCUUCGGUUCCACCCGCUCGGAGAGCGAGCGCUACUGGCCAAAGGAGACCGGAUACAGCGGAUACAGCGGAUAUGUGGCGAACCAACCGCUGGCCGAAGCUUGGAAUCGACGAGUUCAAGUUGGCAAGACACUUGUGGAGUUCCUGGACGAGCUGUACUUUGCCGAGAACAAGGGAUGGGGCUUCAAGUCGCGAUGCUUGAUGUGGAUUGGCCCCUAUUUCCCUGGGUCUGACCCGGCAUCUAGGGAGCGCAUAGCUCUGGAACAGGCCAACCAUGAGUCCAACGUCAAGGUCGUCGUUUUGGGAGAAGAUCCUGCGGCACGUCAGCUCACCACUGCGCUGAUGAAGGGUGAAAUUCCAUGGACGGUCACUACGUUUGACUACGUGGCAGGGCGGUGGACCCUGACUGGUGUGCGUGAACCUUGCACAGGGCCACCAGCUUGGAAUCAGGAGCCCCGGUUGAGGAUCAUGAUCUUUGCACCCGGUGACGCACUCACCGAGGAGGUUGACGACGAUGAUCUCGCAGCCGAUGCUGGCGAUGGAGAUGGUCAACAACCAGAUGACCCGAAAGAUGAUGAACCUGGCGAUGGUGUGCCACCAGAUGAGCCAGAGGAUGAGACCCAUGACGAAGCAGGGGACGCAACAGAGUACCCUGGUCAGGAAGGUUCAGCAAUGCUUGGUGUUGAGUUGCGAACUGAUGGAAGUGAACCCCCAGUUCAAGAGAGCCCCAAAAGACAGAUUUCCGAAGAAGUUGUUGUAGGCCCCUUCCAAUUGUCCAAUGAUGUAGGUGACCACCCAGCAUGUGUUUCAGAUGCGUCUCAGGACUUCGACAAGCAGCUGACUGUGCAGCCACCUGGACAAGAGAUUGUCUUGUCACCGUCAUCAGAGGUGGAAGAUGACGAUGUGGUGGUGGAGCGUUGUGGCCCACCUGCAGUGGAAGGCGCUGAGAAAGCGCGACUGCUUUCGGAAGGACAUCAAGUGAUUCCCAGCAAAUGGGUUGAUACAAUCAAGAACAUCCAUGAGAUCAACGGCCCGGACUUCAAGCCGAUCUACAAGGCACGACUGGUCAGCUGUGGAAACUUCGAGAGUGGCAACAAGGAGGAGAUUCGCUGCGACACUCCAACGUCGGAGCCAAGAGUCACAUCUGGUGCUGUGUAG